CCUGUUCUAUCCAUAAUACCAGCAACCACACUCUAGAAAAGCGGUUGACACUUAUCAUACUUCCACAUUCCUGUCUGCUGACUUGGAUUACUGGGAAUACGAGCGUCUCUGAUGCGUGCAGGACAUGCUGCACAGCCUAACCCAACAUGGGGAGCGACAGCACUGACCCGUUACUAGUGGGUGAUCCUUCGACUAUCUCCGAUAGGGAAAGAGACAGUGAACCCAAUGAAAUUGGCGAUGAUGAAGAGAUGCUCCUGCUACAAAUAGCAGGAUCCAACACUGAACCUGUGUCACCUAAUCUUAACGCAAUCCUGGAGAGGGGAUCAGAAUUAAUUCGAACAGCUGACCAAAUCCCAUCCGCAGCAUCACUUGUACAACGCCCACGGAGUUCUGGUAUUGACCUAACGGCUUUCUCCUUUGCCAGACCUGCACAGCAUGGAAAGAUAUUUACGCUACAUCCACCAGUCAAGCAAGCUUCAGCUAUUCCCGCGCCUCAAUGCAAUAACAUCACGCAAACGGAGCAGAAUAGAACCAGAAAGCCCAAUGGUACAACUCAAACUCACCAGUUGAAACACAUUGCUUCUCGGUUGAAUAAUACAGAAACCAGCUCAAAUCGCCAAGUAACAAGGACUUCUUCUUCAUCUUCAGAAGCCCCUUCUCAAGAUUUAGAGACAGCCGAUAGCAAAAAAAAUCCUUCUGUUAGGAUAGACCAUGCCCUCACCUCCAAUGUUCAUUACGCGCAACACAAUCAAGCUCAAUGUGAAGGAACCGCUCUUUUUCCAUCUGUUACCAACGGACAACUUCUAUCACCGGAAAAUGAGCCACAAGAUCAACGACAGAUUUCCACAGUCACCCAAACAGUGCACAGCAAAGUUGAUGAAGUCAUGUGCUGCUGAGCUCCUAGCACACGAGGACGGGAAAAGUGUUUCACUGUCCCCUACGAAUGACAAGUCAAGAGUAUCGAAGCGUCGUCGAGCGAGUGGGAAAAAGAUCACCUCAAGACAACCCGCCUUUACGCUUGCUGGUAACAGCCAUGCAGACCUGUCUGAGGAGGACCUAUUUCAACUCCUACUUGUCAAGAUUAAAGCCCGAGAAGACAAUGAUGCUGCCGCUCUCAGUGAGAAAGAACAGAUGGAGGCCAAUCUCUCAGAGCUGACACAAGAAAAUUUUUCUUUGAAAAACCAACUUGACGUCUUUAGUAAUGAGAUACAGCAAAAGGCUUCGGAGUCUAGGGCGUAUAAAACUCAAUUACAGGCAUGGAAGGCGAAAAUAGCGAAGUUCAAAUACAUCAUUAACGAGCUAGGUUCUGGUUACAAUGCACUUCGCGCGGAAACUACUCAGCUCAAACUGACAAGAGCAUCGCUAGAUAAAGAUAAAGCGGAAAUAAAAGGGACAAUUGCUGAGACAAGGGAGCAGCUGUUACCAGCUUCCAGUAUUUUUGAGAAGAGCCAAUGUUACCUUGUCGAAUCACAAACUUUGAUCAACUCCAUGAAGCAGGCUUUGAAGGAUGCAG
This is a messenger RNA of Aspergillus caelatus, 1513 nucleotides long. RefSeq lists its product as uncharacterized. The record is from RefSeq and is a predicted model, not a curated record. The transcript is spliced from 3 exons. The coding region runs from base 147 to 896 and encodes 249 amino acids. Lineage: Eukaryota; Fungi; Ascomycota; Eurotiomycetes; Eurotiales; Aspergillaceae.